CCGCCAGUACAACCACCAGUACAACCACCAGUACAACCACCAGUACAACCACCAGUACAUCCACUACUUCCGAAGACAUGACAUCUAGCAGUACGUCCACAAGCUCCAAAAAAGUAGCCUUGGCAGAUUCGAUGCAGCCACAAUCAAAAGAAGACACACAGAUACCGACCACCACAACCCGCAAGUCGGAGCAUUUCCUCGUUGGCGAUCUCCCGGAGUUGGUUAAUCUAAACGUGGUAGAAGAUCCAUUGGCUGGGGCAGAACCACCACGACCAGAUGACGAUGACUCAAUGACAUUGUUCGUGGUGGGCAUCGUGCUGUCCGUGCUGCUGACGUGUCUCUUCGUCUUCCUCAGCUUCGGCAUCUAUCGAUGCUAUCGAGCCAGGAAGCUUCGUCAAGGUCAAGCUGCUCAAGCUGCAGGUGCACCACCAGAGCUGCAAUCUUCACCUGUUUGGCCGGUGCUCCCUGCGAUCGCAUCCAUCACAUCUAUCACAUCUAUCACAGCGAAGCCUCUACUGUUUGGGUGGGAUAGCAGGAUGACUGCUGAGUGGCCUCGUGGCAAAGUCUUGAAGCUCACAGUUGGAGAAGCUGGCUUCGAAGGAAAGGGUCAGCGAUUCCCUUUUCGACAAGCUGAUGGCCGGGAGUUCUGCUGGGAAGAUGGAACGGUCCAAAGAGUGGAGAAGAUUCAAAAGAACGUUGUGUGGUGGCGCACGAAGCAUGAGCGUUCAGAGUGGCAGCACUUCAGGUGGAUUUGCACUCCCAAAUGCAGCGUGGGUGGUCAUCAUGACAUGGAGCUCACAGAGGUUGAUCCCUACAGAUGCAGCUCAUGCUCGAGCUCUCGAGUUGCGGAGAAGCACUGGCAUUGCCCAUCACAUAAGGUGCAUCUUUGCCCAAGUUGUGCGGAACUUCCACCAGAAACACCCACCUUGGGCGUCGCAGCCAACUAUGUCGUGAACGUCUUUCCAACUUUAGCCUCCAGUGCAACCGGGCAAGAGAAUCCGGACUUCUAUGCCAUCUGCCCGCUCUUCGCGCACGGGAGCAACGG
Molecule: messenger RNA, 1045 nt
Organism: Cladocopium goreaui
Lineage: Eukaryota; Dinophyceae; Suessiales; Symbiodiniaceae
Source: the annotation of a GenBank genome assembly